GGCCAGCAGCUACAAAGUGGCGACAAUGUCUACGUUCUACGGCGCCCAUCCACGCGGCACUGUCUCUUCAACUGGACUGAACAAGGCGGCUGCCUCCGAUGCGACGGCUAGAGGUGCUGGCGGGCGCAGGGCCAGUGUCACCGAUGGAAAGGCUGCAGCUGGAACAGCAUCCACUGGCUUGAGGAGGCGGCAGAGCAUCACUCGGAAGCCGGAAGAAGACAGCGCUCUUUCGCACCGCAAAGCGAGCCUGCCUACCGAAAGUCAUCCUCUUCAGACAAGCGAUCGACUGGUAGUGUCCGAGCCCGUCGCAUCUGCAGCGCACGCGGGCAGCAGGAGGCCAAGCGUGAAGUCGAUCACCGACUUGUCGGGCAAGAAACCGGCUGACUUUGCGACCGCGUCGCCGGCCUCCACUUCGAAGCGCAGAGCCAGCAUCGCGACACUCGGGAAGGGCUCCGACGGCGGUAAGCCUAGCGACGACCAAUCAACUUCGGCGGACAAGUCUCAGUCAAAAUCGUCGCAGCAGUCGCUUGGCAAGCGGAGUUCGUCAAAGAUUCGCCGUCCCUCAAUAAGCGACAAGGAAAAGCCUAAGUAGUGACGCAGGGCAUAAAAUUUCAUGAAUUCUAUCGACGAUAUUUUUACGUAUAUCAUUUUACGCCACCGUGAUUGGUAGCAAUACAAAAUGACACUA
This is a messenger RNA of Rhipicephalus sanguineus (brown dog tick), 688 nucleotides long. RefSeq lists its product as uncharacterized. The transcript has 2 exons. NCBI's taxonomy places the organism in Eukaryota, Metazoa, Arthropoda, Arachnida, Ixodida, Ixodidae. The record is from RefSeq and is a predicted model, not a curated record. The coding region runs from base 26 to 592 and encodes 188 amino acids.